UCAAUACUGCAAGUAGUUCAGAUUUACUAUCGCUGUUCUCUAGCUGGUCUAAAACCGAUUUUGACCUAAAGGGACGCUUUUUGAAUGCUUCUCAGCUUCCAGGCAGAAAGAACAGUAAAAAUGCAGGCAGGGCACAGGACAAAGCACUAGGGUUAAAAUGUAUGUGAAAUGGUUUGAUACAGUGAAUGUCAGUUUUUGUCAUUUUCAAAUUUCCCGCCGUUCUGUACCCCCGUACGUCCCGACGCUCGCAGGGUAUGGAACCCAGAUGACAGAUGCCGGCAUCCGCCAGAUUACAUUGUCGGGGACACCGCGGGAG
Molecule: messenger RNA, 316 nt
Organism: Staurois parvus
Lineage: Eukaryota; Metazoa; Chordata; Amphibia; Anura; Ranidae
Source: the annotation of a GenBank genome assembly